Messenger RNA from Contarinia nasturtii (swede midge), 2135 nucleotides. RefSeq names its product protein gooseberry-like. Gene Ontology annotation, molecular function: DNA-binding transcription factor activity, RNA polymerase II-specific; RNA polymerase II cis-regulatory region sequence-specific DNA binding. The record is from RefSeq and is a predicted model, not a curated record. Lineage: Eukaryota; Metazoa; Arthropoda; Insecta; Diptera; Cecidomyiidae. The transcript has 4 exons. Gene Ontology annotation, biological process: anatomical structure development; regulation of transcription by RNA polymerase II. Bases 362 to 1795 code for a protein of 477 amino acids.
AUCGGUUGACUUUAAGACGACUCAUACGUAUUUAUUCCGACGAGGAUCAAGACGCGCAGAGAAAAAGUAACCUGUUGGUAAACGAACCAAGUCAGUAAGGUGCGGUCAGUCCUACGAGAAACAUCACUUCAGCAACAGUUUUUUUUUCUUCUCAAUUUUAACUUGAAAAUAUUCAAUCACAUACAUAUUUUUUGGGAACUUUAUUUUUUUGCUAAAAAUUUGUGCCGUGCAUCAUAUAGAAAUCAUAAAAUAAAUACAGUGUGCAUCAUCAUAACCAAAUCAUCUUAUUAUCCAAGUGAUAACAUAAAGUGUAAAAAGUGUAAAAAAUACGAAAAAUUUGUGAAUACGCGUGCGCAACAAGAUGGUUUCAUCAUUUAACAUGUCGCAAUAUAUGCCUGGAUAUCCUUUUGGUGGUCAAGGAAGAUAUAAUCAGCUCGGUGGCAGCUUCAUAAAUGGCAGACCAUUGCCACACCAAAAGCGUGUACAAAUCAUUGAAAUGGCUGCAAAGGGAAUUCGACCAUGUGAGAUUUCACGUACAUUACGAAUCUCGCAUGGUUGUGUAUCGAAAAUUUUGAAUCGUUACCAAGAAACUGGUUCCGUUCGUCCGGGCGUCAUCGGUGGAUCAAAGCCUCGUAACACAACACCUGAAAUUGAAGCAAAAAUUUUGGAGAUUCGUAAACAAGAUCCAAAUAUCGACACAUGGCAGAUCAAAGACAAGCUCAUUCAAUUGGGCAUUUGUGACAAAAAUUCAGUGCCAUCCGUUACAUCGAUCAGUCGUUUGUUACGCGGUGGUCGUUCUAGCAGUUCAUCGAAUGGUUUAGUUGGUAAUUCUUCAUGCGGCGAUGAUAGCUCUGGUGAAAGUGAUAUUGAUUUUGAACCGGGUUUGGCUUUGAAACGCAAACAACGUCGGUCACGUACCACAUUCACAAAUGAACAAUUGCAAGAGCUUGAAGCAUCGUUUUUAAAAAAUCAUUAUCCCGAUGUGUAUUCACGUGAAGAGUUGGCACAAAAAACGAAACUAACCGAGGCACGCGUUCAAGUUUGGUUUUCAAAUCGACGUGCACGUCUACGCAAAAACUCAAAUCCACAUGAAAUGUCACCGUUGCCGGAGGGCCUAUCAAAUUUACCAUUGCAUUUUUCACCACAAUUUCCACAACAUCUUUCGCUGCCCGAUGGUGGUGCACCAACAAUGCCAUUAUCAUCAUGGUCAUCAUCUGGAAUAAAUUAUAAUAUGAGCUCACAACAAGCUAGUGCUCAUCAUUUAAACUCGUUACAAUACAAUCCAAACACUUACGGCCACCAUUUUAAUACAUCACUUUUAUCAUCAACAAAUAAUAAUACAUCAUCACUAAGUCCACCAUCAAGCACUUCGGCCAGCCCACAUUCAUUGAGCCCACCAAGCAGUACACCAAACAGCAUUGGACACGUACCAUAUUCAACGUCAAUCGAUUCGACAAAUCAAUUGUCAUCCGGUUUUAGUUUGGCCUCAUCGAAUUUAAAUCAAUCCAGUACAUACAAUAAUCUGGCACCAGUUUCCAGUGGAUACCAAACACAUGCCCAUUCCACAAUUGUCGAUAGCAGCCAUUGGCGUUCACAUGCACCACGUUCACUUGAAUGGGAUAGCUACGGUCCGUUCUUUCCAAGCAACAUGAGCACAUAUCAAACAUCAAGCACAUCCACAUCGCCAGCCGGUUCAUCAAUCGCAUCUAGUAUCAGUGAUGUUAAACCAAUCUCAUCCAAUUACCCAUAUUUCGGUCAGUUUAAUUUCGAUUGGAAAACCGACGGACACAUCUAAAAUGUAAAUGUCUUUUUCCCCCGAUUUUCAACUAGUGUUAUAAGUUAAGAAUCGACAUUUUUCGACGAUUCCGAUUUGAUACCAUUAUCUUUACCGUUUUAGUAGCAGUUUAAUGUUGAACUUAGUCAUAAAAACGAGUAGAUUUAUUUCGUUCAUCAAAUUUAAUUAGAAAUUUAAUUGCUUCUAAGUUAUUUUUUUUACAACAAUUCACACAUUUCAUCUAAAAAUAUUUGUGAGAAUUAUUGCAAACCACUCGACUACAUUUCUACUUAAAAUUACCGCCUUAUGUACACUAUUAUACUUAUGUACUAUUAUGAUUAUUAGAUUAUAGUUUCGUUUU